Messenger RNA from Rhizoctonia solani, 1284 nucleotides. RefSeq lists its product as uncharacterized. NCBI's taxonomy places the organism in Eukaryota, Fungi, Basidiomycota, Agaricomycetes, Cantharellales, Ceratobasidiaceae. The record is from RefSeq and is a predicted model, not a curated record. The coding region runs from base 1 to 1284 and encodes 427 amino acids. The transcript is spliced from 2 exons.
AUGUCUUUUUCCCAAGAUUAUUAUUGCUAUCCCAUCUUCACCUCCUACAGGAAUGAUGUGCCUCUCACUCCUGAGUUAGGUAUCAUUGAAGCUAGCCAUGUCUGCAAUUUGUACUAUGUCUAUGCUAACUGUCACAAUGAUCACUACUCCCCCUACUCUGAGAACCACCCUGAUCCCCUAGAAUGUUGUAUUCACGCCAUGCCUGACAUUGAAGUUUUUCUUAUGGAUGAUGACCAUCCCCCUCAAUGGUUCCUAGGUAUUGACCUCACUCACGCGUUGCACAGGGCUUACACCCAUGCUCUUUGUGUCUUUGGCAAAGCCAUCCAACCUGCUGGAUGGAAUUGUUGCAAGCCCUGGGCAAAUUACAACUAUGCGGCUGAGCUCAUCAAGAUUGGCUUUCCGUACAUCCCGCAUCCAAUCUGCUUCAAGGAAGACGUGUACCACUUCCCUGCUGAUUUGUUCCACAAGUUGCAACAGCAAGUCCACCAUAAUAAUUUCUAUGCUAUUUGUCUCAAUGCCUUGUCAAUUAUCAUCAUGGCUACUAAACAAAUGGAGUAUAGCAACAUAGCCCAUGUUGGCUACAUUUGCGGCUCUCCUGCCUGCGUCUCAGCGCAUUGUUUUUGGUGCCAUUUGCACAGUCACCCGGUGGUUGAACACUCCAAAGACAAUCUGUCCAACGCAGGAUUCCCUGUCAACGGAUACAACGGCAACAACAAAGCACUGGGACCAAUUACUCCGCCGCCUGGAAACAUUCCGCAGCCCCAGUUGGUGGACUUUGCAGAAGUCCCCUUUGACUAUGCCGCCUGGGGACUUCCCCCUCAAGAACCUUCCAAACAACCCAAAACAGCUUACCUGGGUUACCAGAACGGCGACUUGUUUACAGCUCCGGAAUACGCCCUGUUGCACGCCGCCAACAAAGCAGGCAAAUUCCCCGCUCCAGAGUACGCCCACAGCCACAAGCUCGAUAUCGCCGCCCUCACGCAGCAACUCUCUCUGGUUGCCGUUGCACAGAGCAUUGACUCGAUCUCCCCCGGGUUUGGUAACAACUUUGUUGCUUCUGUUUGGGAAUGGCCGGGAGAACCAAAUCCCGUCGUCGACUUGGGACCACCUGAAUGGCCCACCGUACCGCAGCAGCAUACGCCGCUGUUCUCGUGGGAAGACCACUGGCACGAGGUUCACGCUCGCGACCUAGAGCUAGGCAACAACCAGGACGUCAACAUCGGUGGAGGGCUUGAAAUUGACUCGGAACAUAUCAUUCGCCCUCUUCCCGUUGCCACUAACUAA